AUGAGAAUUGGACAAGUGUUCCAACACCGUACUGAGGGAUACCGUGGGGUCAUCAUUGGCUGGGAUAGGACAGCCAGGGCCCCUGAAGACUGGCUUCAACAUAUGCACAGAGGGCACCCUGAUUGGAAAUCAAAACCAAAUUAUGCUGCAUUGGUGGAUACAAGAGACCGAACAAUUCCACAGAUGACAUACGUAGUGGAGGAUAAUAUCGUCAUAGUCAGGAACACAAAGGUGAUGCAUCCAGCAGUGGAUGAUUAUUUUGAGUCAUGGGAUGGAGCACAGUACAUUCCUCGACCUUGGCUUCGACAUAUGUACCCCCAAGAUUAGAUUUCUUAGUGUCAAAAUUGAACCCCACCACACUGUGCCUUGCAAGUUGUAGUUCAUCCAAGAUUUAAAUUGAGACAUGGCACUAAUGUGUAUAUGGUUGAGGAUGUGGCACUGAUAUACACUACCACCAUAUCUCCUUUCAAUUUUUGGAUGAACUAUAUGGGGAAUUCAAGAUGCAAGACUAAACUUUAGAUUUCUGGUUGAUCCUGUUUUCUUCUGUGAUAUGCAAGUUUCUGUGAUGCCCUGAAGAUAUGGUUGAGAAUAAAAACAAAUUGUCAAAC
Messenger RNA from Darwinula stevensoni, 608 nucleotides. The record is from the annotation of a GenBank genome assembly. NCBI's taxonomy places the organism in Eukaryota, Metazoa, Arthropoda, Ostracoda, Podocopida, Darwinulidae.